AUGACUCUUUCAGUACUCUCGUGGCUUCGGAGAUUAUACUCCCUUGAUACUCUAGAUACCCGCCUUACUACCUCUUCUACUACUCCGCCCAAAGCUGCCGCGGGUCACACGCGAGCUCCCUCCGCCAGAGAUGCCCGUGCCAUUGCGAUUGCGCGCAAUGCUCCUCCUCCGAAAUGGCGAACUUUUGAGUUCUACAUCUACUAUGUGAUCUUCUUGAUCGCUGUGCCGUUGAUGUUCAUCACGGCCAUUGGGGUAUCGCAAGAGAGCCAUCCUUCGUAUCCGACUUACGCUCAUUUGCUGUCGCCUGGCUGGAUACCUGGACGUCAAGUUGACAACUCCGAUGACCAGUAUUCCUCGUUCCGCGAUAACAUACCAUACCUGUUGCUGCUACUAGUCGGACACCCAUUGCUUCGCCGCCUAUACAACAGCUAUGUACGCCCAGUCGCUGGAGAUAUCGGGCCUUCAAAGGCUUCUCCGGCAGUUCUUGCUGCGGAUGCUCGUCUCAACCAGCGGAUAAGCUUCGACUUCUAUUUCGCGCUUGUCUUCAUAACAGCCCUUCACGGUGUUUCCGCGCUGAAGGUCCUCGCAAUCCUAUAUGUGAACUACAAAAUCUCCAAGAAUCUCCCCAGGAAGUACAUCCCUGCGGCAACUUGGUUGUUCAAUAUUGGAACGCUGCUUGCGAAUGAACUCUGUUCCGGCUACCAUUUGGAAUGGGUGGCUUCUUUGUUCGUGUCUCCGAGUAGUGCAGACAAGGAAGCGCCCUUGAUACUCUGGGGUCGCUACCUUGAUGGUUUUGGUGGUAUUAUGCCCCGAUGGGAGAUUCUCUUCAACAUUACGAUCCUUCGAUUGAUUAGUUUCAACAUGGAUUACUAUUGGAGCCUCGACUACCCCGCUGCCAGUCCCAUUGAAAAACAAGUCGAUCCUGCAGCACUGUCAGAGCGUGACCGUGUCAGUAUCCCCGCGGAACCAAUUGCAUUCAAUGGGCGCUAUUACCUUGCCUAUGUUCUCUACGCUCCGCUGUACUUGACGGGCCCUAUUUUGACCUUCAACGACUACAUCUCCCAGCAAAGAUACGCACCUCCAUCUCUUACGCGGACCCGAACAGUACUCUACGGUGUCCGUUUCUUCCUGACACUACUCGCCAUGGAGCUCAUACUUCAUUUCAUCUACGCCGUGGCUAUCUCGAAGGCGUCCCCCGACUGGUCCCUGUACACAGCUGGCGAACUCAGCAUGUUGGCAUACUUCAAUCUGCACAUCAUCUGGCUUAAACUUCUGAUUCCAUGGCGGUUCUUCCGUUUCUGGGCAUUAGUCGACGGAAUUGACCCGACCGAAAACAUGAUACGUUGCGUUUCGAACAACUACUCUCCCUCCUCCUUCUGGCGCGCAUGGCACCGCUCCUUCAAUCGUUGGAUUGUGCGCUAUCUCUACGUGCCCCUAGGUGGAGGCAGCAGAGGAAGUGCCGACCGCGGCAAAUCUUCCGGUAUCUACGCCAAGGCCCGCCAGAUCUUCAACACGCUUAUUGUCUUCACCUUUGUUGCUCUCUGGCAUGACAUCAACCCUCGUCUCCUCAUGUGGGGCUGGCUUAUAACCCUCUUCGUUCUGCCCGAAGUCAUCGGCAGACUACUGUUCCCAGCCAACAAAUGGCGUUCCCACCCGACAGCGUACCGUGUCCUUUGUGGAGUUGGAGCAGUCGGCAAUGUUCUAAUGAUGAUGAUCGCGAACUUGGUCGGAUUCGCGUUAGGGUUGGAUGGAUUGGAGGGCCUUUUGGCUGGUAUGUUAGGGUCCUGGGCCGGCAUCAUCUACCUCAUCUCAGCGUGUUGUGCUCUGUUCGUGGGAGUGCAGGUUAUGUUUGAGAUUCGUGAAGAGGAAGCACGGGCUGGUAUUGACUUGAAAUAUUGA
This is a messenger RNA of Aspergillus vadensis CBS 113365, 1899 nucleotides long. RefSeq names its product putative glycerol:H+ symporter (Gup1). Gene Ontology annotation, biological process: GPI anchor biosynthetic process. Gene Ontology annotation, cellular component: endoplasmic reticulum. Lineage: Eukaryota; Fungi; Ascomycota; Eurotiomycetes; Eurotiales; Aspergillaceae. The coding region runs from base 1 to 1899 and encodes 632 amino acids. The transcript has 4 exons. The record is from RefSeq and is a predicted model, not a curated record.